Messenger RNA from Lodderomyces orthopsilosis Co 90-125, 1482 nucleotides. RefSeq lists its product as uncharacterized. The transcript has a single exon. Gene Ontology annotation, biological process: amino acid transmembrane transport. The record is from RefSeq and is a predicted model, not a curated record. NCBI's taxonomy places the organism in Eukaryota, Fungi, Ascomycota, Pichiomycetes, Serinales, Debaryomycetaceae. The coding region runs from base 1 to 1482 and encodes 493 amino acids. Gene Ontology annotation, molecular function: L-tyrosine transmembrane transporter activity; L-lysine transmembrane transporter activity; L-glutamate transmembrane transporter activity. Gene Ontology annotation, cellular component: fungal-type vacuole membrane.
AUGGUUAGAGCUACAAUUAAAUCAGGGACAAUCAAUAUUCUAAACACCAUUAUCGGUGCCGGGAUCUUGACGAUGCCGUACGGUCUACGUGCCAAUGGACUUUUAUUUGGAUCGAUUUUGAUCCUAUGGUCAGCUUGUGCUUCAGCGUUUGGGCUUUACUUGCAGAACAAAGUGGCCAGAUAUACAGGACAACGAGGAUCAGUAUCAUAUUUCAGUCUUGCGCAAGUAACGUAUCCAAAAUUGUCGAUUGUGUUUGAUUCAGCAAUUCUGAUUAAAUGUUUUGGAGUAGGUGUUUCAUAUUUGGUGGUUAUUGGUGAUUUGAUGCCCAAGAUUAUGGAAACAUUGGAAGUGAAUUCUGAUUCGAUUUUCAUGAAUCGGAAAUUUUGGAUUUCAGCAUUUAUGGCUUGUAUUGUGGCGCCAUUGUCAUUUUUGAAGAAAUUGAGCAGUUUGAAAUAUACCAGUAUUAUGGCAUUGUUUUCAGUUGCUUAUUUGAUAUUUUUGGUGGUGAGUAGUUACCUAGAGAUUGCAGCUGGUGUUGAGAAAGCCCAUGAUGUUGGUGUUGAGAAAUUUAAUCCUUUCCCAGCUAAGCAUAUUGAUUGGUAUGGACCAUUGAGCUGGAAGCAGACGUUGAGCUCCUUCCCCAUGUUUGUGUUUGCUUAUACGUGCCAUCAAAACAUGUUUGCUAUUAUUAAUGAAUUGCAACCGGAUGAAAAAGAUGGUUCACAAACUAGACAAUCUAAUCUAAUUAUUCGUAAUUCAAUUUUGACUGCAUUGGCUAGUUAUUUGAUUGUUGCUGUUUUUGGUUACUUGACUUAUGGUAAUGAAGUUGAAGCAAAUAUCAUCGCCAUGUAUCCUCGUAAUUCGAUUAGCACAUUAAUUGGAAGGUUGUGCAUUGUUGUUAUGGUAAGUUUGUCCUUCCCAUUGCAAUGUCACCCUUGCAGAGGAUCUAUAAACCAUGUUAUACAUUUUAUUAGCCAAGGUGUUGAGUCAGCAAAACUUAGACAUUUGCAUAAACGUAAUCGUUUAUUGGAUGGAGAUGGGAUAGGUAGCGGUUACUCAUCCACAGUUGCAUCAGAUGCUGAAAGUGUUAGCUCCUUUGCUGAUCUCACAGCUGUUUCCUCGAUCAUUUCAACUACUCCAAUGGAAGGUGCUCGUGAUACUGCAGGUCAUGCACCAAUUAUUGUUCCCAUGUCAACUAGAAAAUUUUACAUCAUUACAUCCGCAAUUGUUGUGCUCAGUUAUGUAGUGGCACUUUCAGUCACUUCAUUAGCAACAGUGCUAGCAUUUGUGGGAAGCACAGGUUCAACAUCAAUUUCUUUCAUCUUGCCUGGGUUGUUUGGUUAUUUAUUGAUGAAGCCAUUGCACCCAGGAGCCAAUCUUUCACCUUUAGAAAAAUUCUGCAAAUAUGGUGGAUUAUUUAUGGUUAUUUAUGGAUUUUUUGUCAUGAUAGUAUGUCUCGGUACGACCAUUAUCUUAGGAUAG